Messenger RNA from Thyridium curvatum, 978 nucleotides. RefSeq lists its product as uncharacterized. Bases 1 to 978 code for a protein of 325 amino acids. The record is from RefSeq and is a predicted model, not a curated record. NCBI's taxonomy places the organism in Eukaryota, Fungi, Ascomycota, Sordariomycetes, Thyridiales, Thyridiaceae. Gene Ontology annotation, molecular function: 4-hydroxy-tetrahydrodipicolinate synthase activity. The transcript is spliced from 3 exons.
AUGGGCUCCAUGUCUGCUUCCAAGGCCUUCCCUCCGGGCAUCCACGUCCCCUCCCUGACGUGGUUCAAGAACGAGGGCACGCAAGACAUCGACUGGGAUGUCCAGACCAAGCACAUCGAGUUCCUCGUGAACUCUGGCCUUCACGGCGUGGUCAUUGCCGGCACAAAUGGCGAGUCUGUGACGUUGACCAACGAGGAGAAGGAGAAGCUCGUGAGGACAGCACGUGAGAUUGCGGUGCGAUGCGGCCGCCCCGACCUCCCCAUCACCAUGGGCUGCGGUGGCCAGUCCACGAGGCACGUCAUUGCCGAGACCCAGCUGGCCAAGGCCGCCGGUGCCGACUUUGCGCUCGUCCUCGUCCCCAGCUACUUCCACUUUGCCAUGAACGAGGAGGCCAUCGUGUCCUUCUUUGAGGAGCUCGCGGACGCCAGUCCCAUCCCCGUCCUGAUCUACAACUUCCCCGGCGUCGUUGCAGGCCUGGACGUCAACUCGGACAUGCUGUCCCGUCUGGGCCGCCACCACAACAUCGUCGGCGUCAAGCUGACCUGCGGUGGCAUCGCCAAGGUCGCCCGCGUGCGCGCCGAGUUCGGCCCGGAGGAGUUCUGCGCCCUGGCCGGCCAGAGCGACUGGCUCGUGCCGGCCAUGGCCGUCGGCAGCACCGGCACCAUCACGGGCGUCGCCAACCUCUUCCCGCGGGUCUGCAUCGAGAUCUUCGACCUCUACCGCGCCAGCAAGGCGGCCGAGGCCGAGGCGCUGCAGCUCGAGCUCGCCAAGAUGGAGUGGGGGUUCGGCAAGGGCGGCAUCAACGGCACCAAGUGGGUGGUCGCCAAGAUCCGGGGCUACUCGCUCGACAGCUGCGACUGCAGGCGGCCGUACCCCAAGUUCGCGGACGAGAAGAAGCAGGCCUGGAUCUACGGCGUUGUCAACCCCCUGGCGGAGCAGGAGGCGAAGCUUGCGAAGCUUGCGAAGCGAUCGGCAUAG